Messenger RNA from Falco peregrinus (peregrine falcon), 9573 nucleotides. It is a transcript of the gene LRRC66, whose product is annotated as leucine rich repeat containing 66. Lineage: Eukaryota; Metazoa; Chordata; Aves; Falconiformes; Falconidae. Gene Ontology annotation, molecular function: protein binding. Gene Ontology annotation, cellular component: extracellular matrix. The record is from RefSeq and is a predicted model, not a curated record.
UUCACUCAGUGGUAAUUGUGUAGGAUACCUGAAGUAGAGUUCAAAAGUCUCCACUGUUCUUAGUUCACAAGUUCCUGAGAAGCUGCAUUUCUCAACCGAAGGGCUGGAAAAGAAAGGUUUGGAUUGUUUUUUGGGAGGAGGAAGGUUACCAGUUUAUGAAUAUUUUUUUGAAAAAGAUUCAAGACUCCAAAACUGGAUGUUUAAGGCAGAACAUCGGUAAUGCUUUGGUUAUUUGUUUGGCAUUGAUUUUUUUUUUUUUUUUUUUUAAAUAGAAAGUAUUUCCACUUUCUAUUUAACUCUUGUUAUGCUGAACUUACCAAAAUUUUACAUUUUACAUACAGAUACUAUGGAUAACCUUCACUUGAGUAUUAUAGCUGUGGUCCUUUUCUUUAAUCUUCCUGGAUCAGUGGGAACCAAGUCAUAGCAGGUUGUUCUUCAUAUGCAUCACCAUUCGGAGUGCCGACGGGAUGGGGAGUUCUUACUGAACUGUUCUUUUACCAGAAUCAUUAUUACAGAAGAUAUAUCACAAACAGCAAUAAUGGCUGAUUUUAGCUACAAUAAUAUUAAAACUUUUCUGUGCACUGGUGGAAAAAAUGAAGAAUGGAUGCUAAAACACCUGAACCUCAGUAACAACCUGAUUUCUGAGCUCUCCUUAACUCCAAAUUUACCCAUUUUAGAAAUUCUAGGCCUCGGUGGUAAUGCCAUCCACACCCUCACACUGGACACACCUACACCUGCAUGUGGGUCUAAAAAGUAUGGAAAAGUCAACCAUCUUCUGCCUGCUUUGAAAGUAUUAUCAGUUGAAAGAAAUAAACUUAACAUGAUUCCAAGAGGACUAGGCCUGCUGCAAUCUUUACAAACUGUCCAUAUGUCAUCCAAUGACAUAUGGCAGAUUGAUGUGAAUGAUUUUCAAAUCUGUUCACAGCUGAAGGACAUUGACUUGCAAAACAAGGUAACUAAAAUUCAUCCGGAUGCCUUCAGGGAUCUCAACAAACUACAGGUCAUGGACCUCCGUGGAAAUGCUCUGACAACCCCUCUACCACAGAUAGUAAUCAGUUUGAACUUCUUUCAACUUGAAGUGGAUUUGUCAUACAAUGCCUGGAUAUUUAACUGCAGACUAAAUGCUUUCAAACAGUCAUUUAGUUUCCUUUUUGACUCCUCAAAGAAAGAAUAGAGUAUUUCAUACAAUGAAUCUGCCAACAGCACACAGAAACCUCUGCUGUAUCUGUCAGGUUUCCAUUUAAACUGCAGCAACCAUGUUUUGCUCAAAAGGGCUGUAAUCCCAGCAGGGAAGACAUCAGUGCUAAACUGUAACUUGGACAACACAAGGGGUAAUGGAGUCACUUGGUAGGCACCUAAAGGCAGAAUUUCAAAAGGUAAUAGCAUUCCUUGCAUGACGCUGGAUAAAAUGAAUAAUUUAGUGAUACACAAUGCUGAGAAAACUGCUGAAGGGUUAUAUUUGUGUAUUUUUAAUACAGCAAAGAAAUAUCUCAUCUACAAUACAAAGGUGAAAGAAAGGGUUUCAACAUUGUUGGUUAGAAAAGCCCGGGACACCAACACUGUUUCCAGACAAGGAAGAACAGAGCAAGACCUUGCACUGGCUGCCUGCCUCUCGGUGCAAAAGCUUUGUGCUUUUUGUCUGGGUGCUUUUGCUAGACCCUACCUUGUGAGCCUGUGAAAAUUCAUGUGCAGGAGCCGAUUCAGGGGUUCAGAACACACUUAUUCUAAUCAAGCUUUUUCAGGUGAAACAUUGUGCAGAGCAUGCUCUGCAAGCAAACCAACAAAUGCGCAGCACGAUUUGUUCAUUUGUGAUGAGAAUUCUUCAAGAAACACACGUAUUUUUCCUGGGGAAACUUCUACUUUGCAUGAAAAUGUCAUCGGUAGCAGUGUACACGCACAAAAUACUGAAGAAGAGUACCAGAAACAAAGCAAUAAUGGGAUCAAUGUGAAUAAAAUAACCCAGUGUUUCGACAUCAAAACUAGUACCAGCAGUGAUGAAAAUAUAGAUGUUGAUGAUAACAGACUAUUUUCUGUAAGGGUAAAUUACAAGAACAGCAAUGAAGUAACACCAAGAAAAUUAAUGACUAAUGACAUUUCAUUAUGGAAAGAUUCAAAAUAUGCAAAUAAUGAAGACUCAGAGAAGAGCAGGUUCCCUCCCAUAUCCAGGAGAUUGAAUGCUAGCAGUUGCAACACCGACUCUUCAGAUUUGGAUUUAUCCUUCAUGGGGGAAACUGGCUUUCCAUUUUUCACAAUACAAACACAUACAGUUGCACAAGAUUGUAGGAACAGUGACAUAAACAACUCUGGCCUGCUCCAGUCUGAAAUCACAAAGGCUACACCAGAUUUAUCUGAAAGAGAAGGUAUCGUUUAACAUAAUGAACCCAUGAGCCCUACAAAAUAUAUGCCUGGAAGGCGAAGCUGUGAUGAACAACUGGGUCUAAACGGCAACAUAAAUAUAACCAGCCAUGUGGGAAAUUAUAUUUUACCCUGUAGCUGCAAGAGAGAUACAAACAUGGAGAAUUUAAGUGUCUACCACAACUCUCCUCCUACAAAGUACGACUGUAAAAUGGAACGUACAAAUGAAAAAAAUGCUUCAGCAGAUAUAUUUAGUGAUAGCUCUUCAGAUGAAGGGACUCCAUUCACAAUGAGCAACUGUAGUUCUUUAGCAGACUCUGAACUGGAACACCCUGAAGUUAGCAACAACCUGCUGUUCUGUCAACCUUCACUAGAGGAAGCCAAUAUGAACAGUGGAACUGGGAAGUUCUCAACACUGCCAGAGCCCCCAAAAACUGCUGCUGAACUUCAGCAUACUGGGAAAAAUGGGGAUGAGAACAGCAUGUAUUUCGAAACCACUAUUAAGCUUGCAACAGCAUCACCUUACGUUGAUACAUGUAGUGACCACAUAAGCAUUACAGAUUUUGGUAACACGUUACUUUCGUUACAUUUUCCCGUGCAUGACACAGCCACAGAGAACACUCCUGAAGAGGCUGAAAGGAAUCACCGUGAAGGGGGCACUACAUUAAGAAGAAACACAAGUACAUCUGAGGACAAACAUUUUACUUUUGCUCCUAAUGAUACCGGUUUGAGUGAAAUUGUUAAAAACACAUCACUACUGCAUUCCAGCAAUGAGUCACAUCUCCAAUCUCUGCCUGAACACACAGCUGAAAAACAUUUUACAGUCAUUACAGAGAAGGACGACUCGCUACCACAGGGGAAACAGGUGAACACAACUAAGGCUUGUGCAGAUAAAAUGGAAAGAGGUUUUAACGAGAAAAGCUGUGAUAAAUACAGGGAAUUAUAGGAUACCAGCAACUGUAGUUUGCCCGAAGAAACCCAGUCUUGCAAUCUGACAGCAGAUUUGCUGCAUCUUCACUCUCCUGGGAAAACACAAUCAGCCUUCAACACAGAAGAUCAUUUCCAACUGGAUCAGAGAGACAAGGAUGCAUAUUCCUUCUCAGUCCCACAAGGAUUUUUCAAUGAAAGCACACAAUGCAGUUCAUGUUCAUUCCCACUAAAAAUUACAGAAAAUACAAUGUCCAAAAGCACAGAUUCCAGCAAGAUGGAGGAUGACACUACUUUGACAGGACUGGAGAACAGUUCUCCAGCUGUCAGUCUCCAAAAUUCAAGUGAAAAACUCGAUCCAAAAGGUCAGACCAAUUUAAGACAGGACCAGUUUUUUGUUAAAAAGAAAAGAGCAUUUGAUGGAUUUGCUAAUGUUUUGCAAAGCAGGAGGACAAACUUCAACAGCUGAGAUGCAGAACUCCCAGAGAAUUUUUGUCAUCCAGUAAGAUGCAAAAAUGAUUGUCUUAAAAUGAAGUAUCUAGCUUUUAAUAACUGUUAAAUACCAUGGGAUGCGGUUUUUUGUGUCCCCAUCCCCCGUCCCCCAUCCCCCAAUACAACUUUCUAUCUGCCAUUAACUUCAGAAAUCCAAGUUAUGGAACUAGACUUAACCAUGAGAGGUUAAAGCCUGGAUCCAUCCCAUUUAAAAAACACCGUCAUUCCAAAGGGUAAUUCAGGCCAGAAGCCAUGGACUUUUGUUUAAAGGGUACUUUUUAAAAAAACCAAGAAUAAUUUCUAUGAAAAACAGCUCUAGGAUACUCAAAUGAGUAAACUACUCAGUAGUUCUAACUGAUAAUAAAGCUUUUGCUGAGUUACUUUCUCAUUAUUAUUGGUACCAAGAUAUUAGAUUUCCUUAGAAUUUGCCUCUGAUAUGUGCCGUUCUGUUUCUCUUUGUCUAAAAUAAAUGUAACUGAAAUUAUCAUUACAUUAUUUAUUAUUAUUGUGUUUUCCUGUGGGACUCACCCUUCACAGUGAAAUUAUACGUAUUACUGUCUUCUGCUUUUUGAACCAAAUUUUUAGAUUAAGUGUCUCUGAAUUCCCACAGUUUUGCAAAGAUAGGUCAAGUCCAAGCAGUAUUCAAUUACAUUUUAAAAAAUUACUUUUUAACUUGGCAAGACAUAGAAUGAAACCCUUCUUUCUCAAAGAAACUGAAUAGACCUCAAGCCUUGCAGAAAAGUCAGUCAUGGAGAUCUAGCUACUGAUGGGACACCGCCUGUAGUUUGUAGAUGUGAUGACACAGGCAGGGUAAUUAAAAAAAAAAAAAAUAAUCUGCUAUUGCUAAACUCUAAUUCUCUAUAAAAAAGGAUCCUAUACCCACUUCAAAAUUUUACUGAGAGGCAAAUCAAGAGCAGCUCAAAACUGUGUGUUAAAAUAACACUAGCUUGAUAUACAGCAACCUUUUCUAAGCCAAAAGAUAACAAAUUAAGGUAAAAUUUUCUCUGAACAGGGCCCAAGGCCCUUUUCACAUACACAGUAUCAUCAAUGUAGUCCUUGAAAGGGAAAGUCAUUACAAAGGUGAACAAGCCUGUGUUCCCAGAAAACGUAGGAGGCUGGGCAGCAACUCUGGGAAAACUCUUACCAAGACACAAUUAAUUCACUAAAAACUCUGAACAGAAGGAACACAUUUCAAUUCCACCAGAUGAGGAGCAAGUCCAACGGCACAGUACAUCUUUGAAACUGCCUUUAAAGAGAAAGCUAGAAAAGAACAAAGAGAUGCUGACAGAAGCUAAUAAUUUGUUAGCUUUGCAUAUUUGGAACUAAAGAAAAAGAAAAUCAAGUACUGCAAAAAAAUUUAACAGGCAAGUAAGGAGACCAGUACAGAUAUUAUUUGAUCUUUGGAAAAAUAUUUUCUUUAGCACCUCGAGUUUCUGUUAAAUAAUUGUUCUACAUAUCUAACAUCACAAUUAUCAAUUAUGUAUUUUCUAAGCCAAGCCACCUACAUUCAGAUCUCCUGCUGGCUUCUUUGGGGACUUUUUCUAGUUUAUUUUCUCAAAACCUCUAACAUAACUAACUCAGAAGAGAUUAUAUGGCAGUUUCAGGCAGGUGUUGCACGGAUUUGAUUUAGGGCACCACAGUAUCUGCAAGUAAUUGCAGUCAAUAACAUCUGUAAUCAAAUUACAAGCAAUGAAUCUACUGUUCUUGCUUUUCGAUUAGUUCUUAGAAGAUUUCUAUUAUUUUUGCACCAGUAAUCAGUGAUAUCUAAAUUGAUAACUAAGAAAAUUUUUUAAGAGCGGGUACUGGCUUAAUUUCUUCGGUAGGAGUCAGCUCAGGAACCAAGGAUGAAAUCACCUUCUAAAGAAACUGAUAAUUUGCCAUCAAAUUAUUCAUGAGUUUAAGGGUCUGAUUUUGUUUUCUGUUUUUCAAACACAAGAAAAAGCUUUACACAUUUAACUGUCCAGAAUUGUUCAUACAGUCUGACUAGACAAGUAGUAAAUGACAAAACACUCAAAUCUGCAAAAAUCAUAGCAUUCCCAGAAGUGUUAAAAAUACAGUAACUCUAAAAUAAGGUAUGUUUCCCAAUACAACUCAUUACUUGAUUACACAAAUGUCUGUAAAUGUUACAUCCUGUUCUACUGCAAUUUUUCUCUCCUAAUCCCCACACAAUCUCAAUAUUCACGUAAUGCCCUGGCUUCUAUUGAAUUUAAGGCUGCUCUUCUCAGAGAACAGUAUGUGACACAAAACACAACUGUGUUUUUAGAGUCUGUCUAGGACUGGGUAAUCAGAGCACGAUUCCUCAUAGGAACAGCUAUAUAGCCACUAGGAGCAGAAAACAGAACAGUAUUUCCUCACCACCAGUGCUCUCCUUAGAGCCCAUAACCAACUUUCAGUAAAGCUCAUUAUACACAGAAGUUACUUGCAGCCAAAGCAACUUUACAACCGGAAUACAUAAAACUUCAGAUCCCUCUUUAUGGUAUGUGAAUCUUCACACACUGUGUUGACAGACCUCUCCAAAGCCUGUCGCCUUUCGGCUGUACUAGCUGCUAACAAGUUAAGAAAUGCAACUACAUAAGCAAGCCAAUUUCGUGGAUCAUGGGGGGAAAGCAAAAAAGCAAAAAACCCUGAGCGGUUCUAUUGAUGUCUCAUACACAGCAAUGUUUUGUCAUUUGCUUCUGCUACGGUUCAGCAUACUUUCAAAAUAUAUAUUGGCAAAUAAUUUUCUCAUCUUUAUACUGAUCACAGGAAGGCUGCGGUGGUGGCAGACAGUACACUACUUGUGAGAAGCUGCAAGUUUUCUAAGCCUCUCUUCAUGCCAUAAAGUUACAGAAAAAGGUUAUCUGCUGUUCUCAUCACAAAAAAAAUAUCGGCUCCUUCAUCACAGGAUUUUUUAACGUGACAAAGUAUUUCAUUUACUGUCAGAAUAUUGUUGAUGUUCUGCCUCAAACUUACCUUGAGAUUUCUGCCUGAUCUUGCACCUUUCCUUUCCUACUGAUCUCUCCAGACACUCUUAUUACCUGUUCAUUCAAACCCAAACACUCAGCUGCUUCUCCUUCAUAUUAGUUCCUCACUUCAUUAGAAAUUGGUCUUAAACCCUUUUAUAUUUUCUGUGGCUUCCAAGCAGUACUCUUCAUACUUGGCUCCUCUCCGUCCAUCCUAUUUUGCCAUGUGUUCUCUAUACAAUAGCUACACAGUCCCCUACUCACUGACUCCCUCCAAGAUUUUACCCCCUCACUUUUCUUUACCUUUCGGCAACUAUCAAUCUACUAUAUCUUGUUCACACUGAAAAUGCCAAUAGUUUAGCUGGUUUGGUCACCAAGAAUAGUCUAGAACACCUACACUAGUACAAAACCAGUUGCUGUUAUGGGGUAUAAGUAUACAUCAUACAGACACUGCCUUCCUUUUUUUUCCCUGCAUAGAAGUUACAGAGAGACGUAACUGCAACUGCUCCUGCCCUAGGGAUGUUGAAACUUCUUUAGCUUCAUCAGUAACUUCAGGUAGCAAAACUAAUGUUCAGCUAAGACUUACGUUACUAUCACAGUUGAUAGUGGGUAAACAGACUACUCAAGAAAAAAGGUGGCUAAGCAUAUGUUGUAUGAAUUCGUAAAUGAAGCAUGAGGAAGCAGCCAAGACGAUGCUGGUACUAGUGGAGGAAACCCUUCUCACAGGGCAAUGGCACCCUGAACCCCAAGGUUGACAGGACACAGUAUCCCUCAUACAGUGAAUCAGCACAUGAAAAAAUACUGAAGUCUUAAGAGUAGAUUGAGAACUUCAGAUAUUGUAAUCAGAAUGAGACAAAGCUCUCAUUUUCAAACACGUAUUUAUGAUACUUGUGUAAUUACCAAGUUGUUUGCUGCAGGUACAAAGCAUUUCAGUCUUUCCAGAGCACGCUGAUAAGUGGCCUGGAAAACCACCCUUGAAUGUAAAGACAAGACAUUCACAUUUAACCUACAUAAAAUUAACAUCGGAAAAUAUUUGGGUAUUAAUAUUGAAGAUUUCAUGGUACGGAAUCUGAUAAAUACAAGCAGCAGGCUACAUUCUGAAAACUGGUGAAGGCAAUCCCAGCCUUCACCACCAGUAUGAAAGUAAUGAAGAGCUGCUUCUCUAGAAAGGGGCUCUACAUCACAAUAUUCUAAUUGUAAUAUAUAUUCAAUUUAAAAUAUUAUUUUAAGCCAAGAACCUCAGGACUAGUAGCUCAAAUCGUGGCUCCUUCAAUGACUACAUUUGUGAAAGUAUUAUGGACAUUUAGGCUGUAGUCUUCAUGUCAUUGCUAGCAGCUUUUCUACUGCUCUGCUUAGGUACUAUCACUUUUGCUUUAAAAAGAUCAAUGCAACAGCUCAUGACAAGUCAAAUAAAUAAAAUCUCUUCUAAAAAGUAAGAAAAACACAAGCAUUUAAGGUCAUGAACAGACCCUCAACUCAAAAUAUCACCCCAUUUAAAUACUACUAAGACCACCCUUCUCUUCCAGCAUUACAUUUGAGUAACUUAGAGAACUGCCUUUAGCAUAUGCCUUUAGAAAGCACAGAAUCACAGACUAGCUGAAGUUGGAAGGGACCUCUGGAGUUUAGCUAGUCCAAUCCCUCUUCUCAAACAGGGUCACCUACAGCCAGUUGCCCAGGCCAUGUCCAGAUGGCUUUUGGGUAUCUCCAAGGACGGAGACUCCACAACCUCCUUGGGCAACCUGUGCCAGUGCUCAGUCACCCUCACAGCCAAAAAGUGUUUCCUGACGUUUCAAACUGAGCCUUCGGUGUUUCCGUUUGUGUCCAUUACUGUCUGGUUCCAUCACUGGGCUCUGCUGAAAAAGUCUGGCUCUAUCUUCUUUACAGCCUCCUUUCAGAUAUUUACAUACAUUAGCAAGAUCCCACCCCCCCACCCCCACCCCCGGCAUCUUCUCUUCUGGAGGCUAAACAGUCCCAGCUCUUUCAGCGUUUCCUCAUAGGAGAGAAGCUCCAGCCCCUUCAUCAUCUUCGUGGCCCUUUGCUGGACUCUCUCCAAGGUGUCAGUGUCUCUCUGGUAUUGCAGAGCCCAGAAGACGACGCAGUACUUCAUGUGUGGCCUCACCAGUGCUGAGCAAGGGGAAGUAUCAUCUCCCUCAGCCUGCUGGCAAUACUUUCUCUAAUGCAGCCCAGGAUACCAUUUGCCAUCAUUGUGGCACGGGCACAUUGCUGGCUCAUCUUCCAACUUGGUGUCCAUCAGGAACCCAGUCCCUUUUCUGCCCCAGCAUAUGUUGGUACAUAGGGUUGCUCCUCCCCAGGCACAGGCCUUUGCACUUCUCCUUGUUAAAAUUUGCGAAGUUCCUCUCAGCCCAUUUCUCCAGCUUGUUGAGGUCCCUCUGGACAGCAGCAUGACCCUCUGGUGUAUGAGCCACUCCUUCCAGUUUGGGGUCAUCAGAUAACUUGCUGAGAGUGCAUUCUAGCCCCUCAUCCAGGUCAUAAAUGAAAAAGCAGGACUGGAUCCCUGCAUUGACCCCUGGGGUACAGCACUUGUUACUUGCCUCAAACUAGACUUAGCACUGCUGACCACCGCCUUCUGGGCCCUGCCAUUCAGCCAGUUUUCAGUCUGCUUCACUGUCUGUUCAUCCAGCCUAUACAUCAACAGCUUUGCUACGAGGACCUCAAGGGCCAAAAAGUGUGGGCUGAGAUGAGUGGGACAUUCCCGCUCAAAUGGACUCUUCUCAUUGAAAACAUUUGUAUUACAAUACUGUUUUACAUCUACACACUCCAUUUGAAACAUACCUUUUUCCAACCAAGUUUUAAAUACUGAUUUACCUUACUAUUAGAAAUAAGGAUGACAAGAUUG